This is a messenger RNA of Suncus etruscus (white-toothed pygmy shrew), 765 nucleotides long. RefSeq names its product V-type proton ATPase subunit G 1-like. NCBI's taxonomy places the organism in Eukaryota, Metazoa, Chordata, Mammalia, Eulipotyphla, Soricidae. The record is from RefSeq and is a predicted model, not a curated record. The coding region runs from base 46 to 402 and encodes 118 amino acids. Gene Ontology annotation, cellular component: vacuolar proton-transporting V-type ATPase complex. Gene Ontology annotation, molecular function: proton-transporting ATPase activity, rotational mechanism. The transcript has a single exon. Gene Ontology annotation, biological process: proton transmembrane transport.
AUUGCAAGGCACCGGACCUGGACCUGGGAGUGUUGUGUCGGCGCCAUGGCCAGCCAGUCGCAGGGCAUCCAGCAGCUGCUGCAGGCCGAGAAGAGGGCCGCCGAGAAGGUGUCAGAGGCCCGCAAGCGAAAGAAUCGGAGACUGAAGCAAGCCAAAGAAGAGGCCCAGGCAGAAAUCGAACAGUACCGCCUGCAGAGGGAGAAGGACUUCAAGGCCAAGGAAGCUGCGGCGUUGGGAUCCCACGGCAGCUGCAGCACCGAAGUGGAGAAGGAGACCCAGGAGAAGAUAACCACCCUGCAGAAAUAUUUCCAGCAGAACAGGGAAGAGGUUCUGGAUAACCUCUUGACCUUCAUAUGCGACAUCCAGCCACAGAUCCAUGAAAACUAUCGCACCAAUGGCUAGGCAGAGAAGAGAGCCAGGCCUGUUCCGUGGCUGUCACAUGCGUUCACGGGACACGGUGCUAUAGUAGAGCUUGAGUCUAGCUGUAUGAAAAGGCAUUAAAUUAUUUAUAUGGUGUUAGGUCCCUUCACUUUUCUGAAAGAAUAGCAAACCUCUUCACUUUGUAUAAACUUUUAGCUUUCCAAAGAUUUCCUCUUUUGACCUCAUUUUUCUUAGAAAUUUAGUAUACUUUCCUUUUCUGUGCCUUUUAGCUCAAGCAACAUAUUAAUAUGUGUCUUAGUACUGGAUUUCUUAGAUAUAGUAAAAAAAAAUAUUUUUAAGAAAGGGAUUAAAUUUUUUUUCCCUAAAGCUUUCUUGAAGGUCAGG